GCUUAUAUAAUCAAAGCAUUUAUUAACACAAUGAUCAGAAAUAAAACACACAAUAUGUAAUCUAACUAAAUGUCUCUAGCUAAUAAAUUAAAAGGGUGUGUGUGAGCUUGAGUGUGCACACCAGAAAGAAUGUGGGUGUUCCUUUGUUUGAUCAUCUUAGUUCCGCGUGCAUGUAUGCACGUUCGUGAACAGACAUGUGAUAUGAACAAAGGACGAGCCUAUGUGCAGCGUUAAGUUUGAGUGUUCCCUUUGCAUGUGUGGCUAUGUUAAGACCAAUGUAUAUGCAAUUUGUGUGAUUACGGUGCCAAGUUAGAAGAGGGAAAUUGUUAGUGAUCCAUGCAAGACACUAUGUUUCUGGGAAGCAAUACUCGCAAUAACCCUUGUAUGGUGUAGCGAAGCCAACUACCAAAAAAACCUGAAUACAUAUAUCCCAACAGUCAUGUUUGUUGAACAAAACAAAUCAAAUACAUCUACAAAUGGCAAAGAUAAAAUAGUUGUAUGCUUAGCCAAGUAGUGAGUAUGCUAAUGUAUCUGUAAAACCCAGUUAUAUUGAAGUUACCAGUCCUUAGGGAAAAGGGGUUGUGCUGGCAGAUCCAAUGGUGAUAAGGCAAAGAGAAGAGGGUCCAUAGAUUAAUGAUCGUCAUAGCUGUGAUGUUGUCGAUGUUGUGCCGUGUAGAUCGGAGGACUCGGCUGCUCUGUUCGUUGAGUUGCAGGUCGUCGCUGCGAUUUCUUGCUUGUCUUGCUUCCCUUGCAGAGUUGGCUAGCAGGUUUUCGGUUAGAUGCUCGCUGUAGACUUGCUUUUUCCUCUUCUUGAUAUGGAAAAAAAUAUGGCAUUUAAUAAAAUACUUAAAAAAAUGUUGAGGUAUGUUUCUCAAAGCCAAUUUUUUUUGCUGUUAAAUGAAAAUUGUUUUGUGUCAUCUGUGAUUUGUUUAUUUGCUAGGUAGUAAAAAAACUGGGUGCACAUUUUCUAAGUGUGGUUUUACCAUAAUUUUUGCCAGGGGUUUUACUUCUAACCUCCUCUUUCUUCUCUGCCCUCAGGAGGUAUUUGGAUUGGUUUAAGACAUUUACAAUCCAGUUAGUGCGAUAAUUAUUCCCAUCCACAUUUAGACCAAAUUUCACCAUUGCUGGACUGGUGCACUGAAGUCUAGGACUCUGCUUGCCUGUGCACUUGUGACCUGGCACUGCAUUUCAUAGGAGUGGUUCAACAGGUCCCCUGGCAAAUGAAGUUCACAUUUGUGAUUGCUGUGGUUGUGAGACUACAGUUGGAAAAAGGUAGAUGUUUAUGGUUUGGCCACUGAAAGGUUCCUCUCAUCUUGGAUGUCCAGACAGCAUGACUCAUGAAGGGAAUACAUGCGGCCAAACUCAGAUUCCUGAUCCAAUGGCUUUGGGAGAACCCCAGGACCCAGAAGAAAACAUGGAGGUUCAGGCUGAUGGCUUUUUGAAGCAAGAGAACAACCAUACUUCUGGAAUAUAUCAGGAGACUACUCAUGAAGACUUUAAGACUGAUUCUGACACAACAGACCUUUUAAAGGACGGUGAUGGUACAGCAUUUACUCCCACAAAGUCUUCUCUUUCAGGUGAAACUGGCCGAGAUUUUGAUGUAGACCAAAAAUUACAGGACCCAAAAGAUGACCCUCAUUUGUUAACACCAGACAUUCCUGAUGGAUACUCGGAUGUUAGUAGCUGCUCGGAACACGACAAUGAAGGGACUUUGAAUUGUGAUGAGAAGGGUUCAACCCAAAUCGCAGAAACCCAGGAGACCCUGAAGAACUGUAGUAAUUUGGAUUGGCAAUCAGACCAAGACAGCGGCAUUGCUAUGAAGCCGGACGUUUGUGAAAGUACAGUGCUCGGUUGUGAGAUAAAAAAAAAGAAAGUGCAACAGGAGGAGAGUUUACAAGAGGAUCAAUACUCGAACAUUAGUAGCCCAGAACUUGAGCGAGAGACAUCCAUUCUUAAGGAGGAAGGACAAGCUCUCAAACAGGAUUUGUGUAUUGCUUCUGAAAGUGUUUCAGAUCAUGUGCUUGAGACUCAAAAUGCUGGGGAUGGUCCACUCAAUGCUGAUAAGGUCCAUGAGAUGAUCACUGAAACCGGCACUACUCCUAGCAAUUUCCAAAAUGUAGAUGGCAAUGUUGACAGGAAUAUGGGCAAACUGACAACUGACAAUGCUGUAAAGCCCACAGAAGAAGUCCUUCAAAAAACAUCUGUCCCCACUCCUGGUCCCCAAGACAAUCCCACAUCACUGUCACCACAAACAGAGACCGUACAAUUGGAUAUUGAUAAUGGUUUCAAAAAGGGAGAGGAUGACUGUCAUGUCAGCAGUGGUCUUGAGAUGGAGCACAGUAGUUUUGAGUUUCUUGAAACUUGCCUGAAAAAGUCAGAAAAUGGCCUAAAGUCCAGCUGUAACCCACUAAGGACCUCUGAGAGUACAGAUUUGUCUGUCUGUGAGGAACCAAACGAAGUCCUACCAGAACAAAGAUGUGCAACACAAGAACCACCUAGACAAAAUGAGCAAGAAGCAGUAGACAGUGUUGCUGACUCGAUGAUGUUGGGUACGUGCAACAGUGAACCACAAGGCAUACUUGAAGCGCAAAAAGAUAACGUUGAAUUGAGUGGAGUUGUAACCGAACAAGAAGGUAACAUAAGGAAGACUGAAUCCAGUUUAAAUGAAAAUGAGAGCCAUCACGUUGUUAAAGUUGUACGACUGAUAGAUUCACAUAACAUGAAGAGGAAGUUGGAUCCUGUUGUGGUAUUAGACUACAAAGAGCAGAAUGAUGACCAGGUUGGGAUUUAUCGUUGUACACAAUGCAGUGGAACUGCAGAUAGUGUAAAUCAUCUUAUUGAACACCAUCAUCUUCAGCACUCCAAGCUCCAUUUCCAGCUAUGUCAGGCCUGUGGGUGCUAUCUUACUAGUUGUCAACUUGCAGAACAUCAUCGUUGUGAACCAAAUGAGAGAGUCUUUCCACAACCAGGGCAGCACUGGAGCAGUGAAGACUCUCAAAAGCUCACAAAGAAGGCAAAUGUGUUGCAUCACUGCAGAUAUUGUCCCCUUAGGUUUAGAAAUUUUGAUUCAUUUCGCAUGCAUGAACGAAAGCAUGUGGCCAAGUCAUUUAGGUGUCAUCGAUGUGGCGAAUAUUAUUCCCAGACUAGCUCCCUGAACAGGCACCUACGAUUAAAUAGAUGUCUCCCGUCGGGAUCUGUUUCUGAGGUAUUGGAGAGGGAAGGGAUACCCCAGCCAAUGAAGAGAAUGAUGAAAACCUCUGUCAAGACUUCACACGGCACACUUCGUGAAUGUUUUGUAAAGCUGGUGGAUGUCUACAGGAGAGAUCCAGUAUCCCUAUCAAACACUUGCAAAAUAUGCAAUAAAAGCUUCAAGCUUCGUGCACAGCACAACGCACACAUGAGGACGCACUCUGAUGAGAAGCCUCACGAGUGUAAAGAUUGCUCCAAGACAUUCAAAUACUCGUGGAACCUUAAUAAACACAGAAGAGAACGGUGUGGUCGGAUUCCUAAAAUGUGCAACGAGGAGCAGUCUGCAGGGAGCCCAUACAAACAAGAACAGGAGCCUGAGGACACCGCACAGGAGACCAGUGCCUCCUCUCUUAGCACAGUGGCCCCCAGAUACAAGUGCCCACUCUGUCCUCGAGUGUUCAAAUAUUCCUACAACCUUUUCCGACAUCUGCGUUUGCAGUGCCUCAAAGAGUACACAAAAGGGGAUGGGAAGGGUAAGACAGCCAGCGGGUUUAAGUGUCCACUUUGUGGUGUUCUUUUCACCCUUGUCUGCAAUCUGGGUAGACAUAUAAAAAAUAUCUGCUUCCCACAGUAUAAAGUCAAAGGAAUCCUCAAGAUGAAGCAAGAAAAAAAGAGUGAUCGUUUGGAGGGAAAAUCGAAACCAAUAGUUUCAGUGAUCCAAAAAUCACCCAACGGCACAUACUUUAAAUGCAAGUUAUGCCCAGCUGUUUAUGCUCAUUACUCUGGAUUAUCCAAACAUUCAAGGAAACAUAGGCUAUUUGCUAAGACUGGAAAGCCAGUUGGAUACAGAACUGCAAAUCCUGAUGAUUUGAAAGUGUCAUCUUAUUCAGAGGAGAGACAAGAAGAAAAGUCUUUUGACACAAAAAAAAGUCAUCGUGUGUCUUGCCGGUUUUGUGGAAAACUUUUUACGGGGUCGCUCUCCUUGAAGAAACACAUGUCUCUGCACAAGGGAGACAAACCAUUCAGCUGCCAGCAAUGUGGUAAAAAAUUCAAAAAGCAUGCUUACUUGAUUGCCCACACCCACGCCCACAAAAGAAAGGUGCAGUGUUCUGUUUGCAAGAAAAUCUUUCCCACCAUCGCUGAUUUGUUACAGCAUAGACAGUCUCAUGAUAACAAAGGAAUGCUGAAGUGUCCUGACUGCUCAAUGGAGUUUAAAUUUCCUGUUUACCUUUUUAGGCACCUGGUGACCCAUGACAAGCAGAAGGAGACAAGUCAAGCCAAGAAGGCUACAUGUAAACCAGUUCAAGAGCCGCCAGAAAAACUCAAGAGCCCCCUAACCAGCAAAGAAGAAUUUAGGUGCUGCGUAUGCCACAAAUCUUUUGUUGAUGCAAAAGGACUGAGCGAUCACUGUUUAAGUCACUUGCCGAAAGAGUCCUCAUUAAAAUGCCCGUUCUGUAAACGCAAUUUUAGCAGUCGCCCUGCCCUUAUUCGCCACAUCCGCCUUCAUACAGGGGAGAAACCUUUUCCUUGUAAAAAAUGUGGCAAGUGCUUCCAGCGACAGGAGCCCCUUACGACGCACAUGGAGCAUUGCAAGGAGAAGGUGGCGGCGGCCAUGAAGAAAUGUGAUAAAAAGGACACCCCAAAGGCAGAGCCAAAAGAAGUAAAACGUGUUUUGCAUAAAGCUAAGAAACAGUUUAAGUGUUCAUAUUGCCCACAAUCCUUUUUAUGGACUAGUAGUCUGACAAAGCACUUGAAUGGACACAAGUUAAAGCUACUUGCCCCUUGCUCCAAAUGUGGGAGAUGCUACUGGAAGACAAUACUAGACUCUCAUGAAAAGACAUGCAGUGGAAAGGACUCCAACACAGUUCUUUUGUUUCCAUGUAAGAAUUGUGGUAAAACUUUCAGUCGGGCUGACAAUAGAAAUGUCCAUGAGAGAAAAUGUGACGACACUGCCCUGCCAACAAAUCUUGAAAUUAAAAAGAGCUCACAAAAUACUGGGACAGUUCCGAAAGGCCUGCCGUUCAAAUGUCCUCACUGUCCAAAGUCUUUCAAAUACAGAAGUUAUUUGCUGAAACAUCUUCCUUCACAUUUGGCAGAAAAACCAUACGCAUGCAUGCAUUGUGGUCAUAAAUACGCGAGUCAAAGGCGAUAUCUUCAGCAUGAAGCUUUCUGUGAUGGAAUUUUUAGAAGGAAAUCGGCAUCACUUCUGAAAGUUUUGAAAACGGAACCAACUCCUCAAGAUGGAAUGGCCAAAAUGGAAACCGAUGGUCAGUACCCAUGCAAAUUCUGUAAUAAGAACUUUUCCAAAGCCAGGAACCUCAGACGUCACAUCCUAACCCACACAGAUGUGAAACCUUACCGCUGUAAGGUAUGUGACAGUGGUUUUUCCAGACACGAUCAUCUUAAAGUACAUCAAAAUCGAUGCAAAGGGAGCAAGCAAAAGCUUGAAGUUCGUGUUGCCAAGAUAAGUCCUAAGCUUGUCGGGACUGGCUGGCAAAAUUCUUUACAAAUAAAACAAGAGGAAACUUUCCAGUGCAACACCUGCUCAAAGCAGUUCUCUAGUCAAAAAAAUGUGGCCCGUCAUACUUCCCUGGUGCAUACUUCAAACAAACCUUUCAGUUGUAAACGCUGUGGAUCAUCAUUUUCUAGUCUGCCAGCUCUGAAGAAACACACUUUGGUGGUGAAGUGCAAAAGGCCCCCACCAAGUCCCAAAGUUACUGAACAGCAGUGUAGGGAGACCGCAAAACUUCUGCAGAGAAUACGAGGGCAUUAUUCAGAUAAAUUUAAGUUUCAGUGUGCCUACUGCCCCCGUCGCUUCAAGGAUCGAGGGCAAGUACAGGUGCACACCCGUCUUCACACUGGAGAGAGGCCCUAUGGUUGUGAAAACUGUGGUGAGCGAUUUAUCCGCCGUGACUAUUUGCAGCGACACUUGGUCAAAUGUACCUCGAAAGGAGAAGCCACUGAAAGAGCGCUCUGUGACAGAUGUGGCCAGUUGUUCCCACAAGAAGCUCUUCAAAGCCACAAAUCAAAUUGUGUUGCCAAUGACGAAGAACUCAAAAAUAAGAUACAGGCAAAAUUCAGCCCCCCUACAAAAGCUAGGACGUUCUCCUGUACAAACUGUAGCGAAACAUUUUUGUUGUUCUCGCAACUGCAGCAACAUUUUCUCAGUAAACAUAGAGAAGAUACGUCACAGAAACCAUAUGAUGUGUCUAAAGAUGUGUCCAUAAAAAAAGAGACUUUUGUUGAAGAAUACGAUGAGGCAGGCCCGGUACAGAAUGAUGUGGAUAGCCAGAUUGAUGACAAAAAGCCAUAUCCUUGUCCACACUGCCCCAUGCGAUUUGUUAACAACAGUGGAUUGGGCAUGCACAUCCGCAUACAUACAGCAGAAUACCCUCACUCUUGUCGAAAGUGCAACAAAGGUUUCUGGAAUAAGAAAAUUCAACAAAGGCAUCUGAGAAAGUGUGUAGGCAAAACUGCCACGGAUCAAAACAGUCUUAGCCCAGUAACUAACAUAUCUAAAGAACCAGUGUCUAAAGAAAAAAGUGCUGUCCUGGUCUUUAACAAAGGUUCAAAUACAACAGGAACAGGAGUUCUGCAGACCAAAUUUUCCUGCAAGGAUGGUAACAAGAAGUUACUGAGAAACUUAGAGCAGAGUACAGGUCAUGAUGAUCUCUCAGACAAGGCAAAUAUGGCUGCAAACAAGUACCAGUGUUCCGAAUGUGAUCAGAGCUUCACAGAUGGAUUAAUGCUUAUCAGUCAUUUGGAGAACCAUGGUCGAGAAGAUCUUAUUAAAGGGAAAAAACUACCCUGCAAUAUUUGUUACAAGGAUUUUGAUAAAGCAGGUGCGCUUUCACGACACAUGAGUAUCCAACAUGGCAUAAAAAGCUCUCAUACUUGUGAAAUCUGCUUAAAAUCCUUCCGUUUUCCGUCUGAUGUGGAUAUUCAUAAGUCGUGCCAUGAUCCCAAUCGACCUUUCUGCUGCUCUAGUUGUGACUUAAGAUUCUGGUCUCAAAAGUCCUUAAAUCAACAUGUUACAAUGUCCCAUCACAAGGAUGAAAGUUACACCUGCCACUCCUGCAACAAGACUUACUUAACCAAACAGUCAUAUGUUAGGCAUAAUAGGCUAAAGCAUUCUAAAGGGCUUGGAACAAAUUCUGAUCAUGACAAAGGAGAUGGCUCCUCAGUAGAUCAAUUUGACAUUGAAGUUAAUAUUGAUGAAGAGAGUGAUGUUAGUGAUGUCAGUGAUGUCAAGGAUGAAAAUGAUGCAAGUGAAGACGACUCAGACUCUGCUCCAUAUUUUCCUUGUCAUGUAUGUGGCAAAACUUUCUCCACCUCAGAGAGUCUUGAGGAUCAUCAACGUUGCCACCUGGGCGAGAAACCGCACGAAUGUGAAGAAUGUGGGAAAUGCUUUUUCCAGCUUGUUAACCUGCAACAACAUCAGCGAAGCCACAAAUCAGAAUUUCAGUGUCAGACUUGUGGAAGAGGCUUUGUCUCCCUCUUUGCCCUAAGAAAGCACAAACACUCACACGGCAAGAACCGUCCUCAUCGUUGCUCAAAGUGCCAUCUGAGCUUCACAGGACCCUCUCAACUUGCCGAGCACAUGGCCACUCAUCGUGAAGAGAAUUUUCCCUGCGAUCUCUGUGACCACACUUUCUCGUGUAAAAUAAGUCGAGCAGAACACCGCAGAAUUCACAGCGAACAGGAAGAAGAGCUCCCUUCAUUGAUUCCACCGUCAAAUACGCCUCCUUUGACGUCCUCCUCUUCUGGACCUGGCAGUGGGGAGCAGAUGGGUGCCUUUAAGUAUCGCUGUGGGGUUUGCAAUAUGCGAUUUCGAGAUCCAGAACAACUCUCUGAACAUGGCUGUAAAGCUACGAAGGAGCGUCCAUAUGCGUGCCCAUGUGACAAGCACUUCCUGCAUGGCACCCAUCUAAAGAAGCAUCAGCUUAGCCACCAGCUGUCAGGUCCAUACCGCUAUCAGUGCAAUCAGUGCCACAUGAAUUUCAUCUAUCGUCAUCACUUCCUGAGCCAUUUAAAACGUCAUGGGAAUGAGAAGGAAUCAGCAGAUGCAGCUGGUGGCGGAGACGAAUUACUAGCAGAAAGCGGUAAUCCUGACAAUAUAUACCAAUGUCCCAUCUGCCCCCAAAGUUAUUCGCAGGCCAUGGAGUUGGCUGAUCAUCUUACCAUACAUUCCUUCUUGUGCAAAGUUUGCAAUGUGACUUUUCCAACAAAAACGCAACUGACAGACCAUGAGCAGUCUCACUUCACUGCAACAACCCAGUAUGAGUGUACAGAAUGUGGGGAAAGUUUUCUGGGCAGUGAUGCUUUCAGGCAGCACCAGUGUGCACAGCGUCAACGUUCACAUACCGAAAACGGGCCAGCGCCACGGUUGUCAUCCCCCACAUCACUUAAGCAGUCCUCGAGGUCUUCAAGGGCUGAUGAGGAGGAGGAUGAAGAGGAGGUUGAUGUGGGAGAGGACUUCUACAAUUGUCCAGUCUGCAAAAAACGCUUCUCCUCGCAAGCGGAUCUUGGCGAGCAUCAAAGGAUACAUUUAGAAUGCCGUCCCUACAAAUGUCGAGUUUGUGACAAGGGCUUCGCAAAGAGGCGCUACCUCAACAAGCAUCAGCUUAUACACGAGAGGCCGUUUCGCUGUGAUGAUUGCCCACAGUCUUUUGUCACUAAAAGUUCCCUUUUGGCUCAUCAACGAAUUCAUGUAAAUCGUGAGUUCCAGUGCUCUGUCUGUCAGAAGUGCUACACCACAGCUCAGGAACUUUUACGACAUGAGAAGAAGCAUGCUGAAAAGCAAGACAAAAAGACUGGGGGGGCUCAUCGCUGUGACAUGUGUUAUAAGUCCUUUGGCCAUCUUUCACUCCUGAAGAAGCAUCAAGAGUCUCAUGUGGGUGAGGUUGUGUAUGAAUGUACAGAAUGUGACAAGGCGUUUGCCGCCUACCACCUUCUAGAAGAGCACCGACGCACUCACAUAGCUGCGGCUUCUUCUACCGAUUACGCUCUUUAAAAUCCACACACUGACCUAAAAAAGAUUCCGCACUGUAAAAACUAAAUUCACCCAACAUCUUUUUAACAGAUAUAACUGUGUCUUCAGUGCGUUUUUGAUGGCAGAUUUUAGCCUACUUGACCAACUUUCAUGGGAUGUUAAGGUGGAUCUAUUCAGAGCUGAGAUGUUUGUAUUCUGUAUAGUCUUGUACAUAUUCAGUGGUGUUGCUAACCAUAAAAGUAGCUAGCCAGCAAUUACCACACAUGUUCAUUCAUUACUUACUGUAUAUAAAAAAUGUCUUGAUUUGUUUUUUUUAUUUUUUUAUUUGGUUUGUUCAGUUUCGCAGUGAAGAUUCGGAUAUCGAAUAACUUUUUAAAAUGUAGAGUACAUUUUAUAUGCCUUGAAGUUAUCCACCUUACAAACACGUAACGUGUUCAUCCUUUGUUCUUAGUCUCAAUUGUGGGUUUCAUCAACUGAUUUUUGUUUACUGUAGUCCGUUUACUGUAUUAUCCUUCCCUUGUUCAUUACAAGAUGGCAAAUAAGAGAUGUUAACACUUCAGUGUUAUUUGAGAUGUAUGAACUUUGAGAUUACAUUCUGUUCAUUUAGAUUUUCUUUUAUUCUCUCGAGAAUGUUUUGAAAUGUUGCCUUUUGAUUCAGAGAUGUUAAAGCUGUUAAGCACUUGCAUAUUUAAUAUGAUCAUGGAAAAAAAAUAUUUUAGGAUGGAGACAUUUCAUGACUACAUUUGUAUUCCGAAUAGGCUUCUGUUAGCCUGAUGUUUUUGUUCUUUUGUAUGACAUGAAUAUUGGUUUGAGGUCAGUUGGAAAAUAAAACGGAUAUCGUUCA
This is a messenger RNA of Clupea harengus (Atlantic herring), 10025 nucleotides long. RefSeq names its product zinc finger protein 1035. Gene Ontology annotation, molecular function: RNA polymerase II cis-regulatory region sequence-specific DNA binding; DNA-binding transcription factor activity, RNA polymerase II-specific. Gene Ontology annotation, biological process: regulation of DNA-templated transcription. The record is from RefSeq and is a predicted model, not a curated record. Lineage: Eukaryota; Metazoa; Chordata; Actinopteri; Clupeiformes; Clupeidae. The transcript has 4 exons. Bases 1277 to 9202 code for a protein of 2641 amino acids.